UGCACACCUUUGGACAAUUGUUCAGUCCUAUAAAACGUAAAUACAUGAGACAUUGUUGACAGUUUAUAUCAUAGGAAUCGAAUAAAGAUGUUGUCUAAUCAUUUUAUGAGUUAUUUAUCAGCCUUAACGGCAACAUCAGUCGUAGGAAAUUAUUCUGAUUUAAAGUUAGACUGGUGGCAAAAAAGCGUUAUUUACCAAGUUUAUCCUCGAUCUUUUAAGGAUAGUGAUGAAGAUGGAAUAGGAGAUUUAAAAGGUAUUGAAGAAAUGGCUGAAUACUUCCAAUACACUGGUAUUGGGACAAUAUGGUUAUCUCCCAUAUUCAAAUCACCCAUGGCAGAUUUUGGUUAUGAUAUUUCAGAUUUUAAUGAUAUAGAUGAAACUUUUGGCACAAUGGAUGAUUUUAAAAAUUUGCUAAACAAAUUAAAGUUGUUAGGAGUUCGUCUAUUGUUAGAUUUUGUGCCUAAUCAUUCUAGUGAUGAACAUGAGUGGUUUAAAAAAUCAAUAAAAAGAAUUGAUCCAUACACGAAUUAUUAUAUUUGGAAAGAUGGAAAAGCUGAUGAAAAUGGUAAUAGAAUUCCACCGAAUAAUUGGAGGUCCAACUUUCAAGGGAGCGCAUGGGAAUGGUCACCUGAAAGAGGACAAUAUUAUUUACACCAGUUUACAAUCAAACAACCAGAAUUAAACUUCCGCUCUCCAAUACUUUUAGAUGAAAUGAAGAAUGUACUAAGGUUUUGGUUGGAUAUGGGCAUUGACGGAUUUCGUGUGGAUGCUGUACCAUUUAUUAUAGAAGACGAGUUUUUCAGAGAUGAACCACUACUCGAUCCUAAUUCACCUGAUGAUAAUUUAUCAUAUAAUUUACUUAACCAUAUUUACACAAGAGAUCAGCUAAUGACUUAUGAAAUAAUUGAGGAAUUUAGAGAAGUUCUUGAUGAAUUUACAGCCAAAGAUGGAAACACUAGGUUAUUAUUGACCGAAGCAUAUGCUCCCAUGAAUUUUACCAUGUUGUAUUAUAGUCAAGAAAAACCAAGGGCUCAUAUGCCAUUUAAUUUUAAUUUUAUAACUUAUUUUAACAUUUCAUCGUCUGCAGAAGAUAUUAACAAUAUUAUUCAUUUAUGGUUAGAUAAUAUACCUAAAGGUCAAUGGCCAAAUUGGGUGAUUGGAAACCACGACAAUAAACGAGUCGCGUCACGGUUAAGUCAGGAUAUGGUAGAUCCGAUGAACAUGCUUAAUAUGAUGUUGCCAGGGACUGCUGUCACAUACAAUGGAGAAGAAAUUGGCAUGUCUGAUGCUUAUUUAAGAUUUGAUCAAACAGUUGAUCCAUGGGCCAAAGCUUUUGGACCAUUAAAUUAUAAUACUGUCUCAAGAGAUCCAGCUAGAACGCCUUUUCAUUGGAAUAAUACACAAAAUGCUGGAUUUUCUAGAUUGAAAAAAACUUGGCUCCCUGUUAAUAGUAAUUAUUGGAUUAACAAUUUGAAAUUGCAAAAGAAAAAUAAUAAAAGUUACUAUAAAACUUAUAAAAAAUUAGUUCAACUUAGAAAAAAGCCAACAAUAUCGCAUGGAGAUCUCACUACUUAUGUACUUUCAAAAUGGGUAUUUGCCUUUAGCAGAAAAUUAAAUGGUUAUGAAGAUUAUUACAUUAUUCUUAAUAUUGGAACGGAACAAGAAGAAAUAACUUUAAACUCAUGCUUCAGUAAUCUAUCAAAAAAUAUAAAUGUACAAGCCUCUAGUUUGAAUUCUGUCUACAAAGAGGGCCAAAUUAUCAACCCAAAUGAUAUCUUGGUAAUGACUCCAAAAUCAUCUAUAGUCCUUUCAUCUGAAUAACCAAGUAUACGAGUUGAUUACUGGUACAAAUCAAUAAAAUAGUCAAAAAGUAAUUUAUGGAAUCAAAUACUAAAAAAUUGUCAAAGGAUUAAGAAAUAAUACCACAAUAAGUAAAUAAUGCACUGUUUAUUUAAAAAUCUUUGUUAGAUAUCAAUUUAAACAGUCAAAAACAGGUUUCAUAAUAUAACUCAAUAGGAAUAUAGAUAUAAUAAGAAAGACAUAUUGUUACAAAACUCAUAAUUCCAUUAUAAAUAGCAUAUAUACAAUAAAUAUUUUAUUCAAAUGUCUUUACCUUUAUACAAAUAAUAUUUUAGAAUAUAUUAUUUUAUAGCUUAUAAAAUAAAUAAAUUUAGAGCUGCGUUAAAAAAUACUCCGAUACAUAAUUUGCUGUUAUAACCAUCAUGAUGAGUAAAAACAAAACAAAAAUCUGUUUGCAUGCAACCAGUAAAGAAGAAACCCAAUGAAGCGACAAACUCACUGAAACAAAUUAGAAUGAAAACAUUUUUUUUUUAAGUGAUAAGGUUAAACUUUAAAAAUUAAUUAAAAAUAAGUAAAACAAGCAUUAAUGUACAGCAAAAACAAUAAAAUAAUUGUAAAGAAAAAAUAUUGACGCACAAAUACAAGCCUAAUGCCGAAUUUUACAUAAUAAUCAUUUAUAAAAUCUCUUAUUUUUUAUUAUGUUAGUUGGUUCAAUUGAUUUCCUAUAUUAUCCUGAAUAUUAACGGAGAAACUCAAACUCAAUUUGAGCACAAUACCCUCCUUACUAUAGUUUAAUUUUAUACUCAAACUACGUAAGCAAUUAAAUCCAGUAUCAAAAAGAAUAAAAAAAUGUCAAAACAAAAUCUGUUACCGAGUAAUGUGGCUAUUUUCCAAAAUC
Molecule: messenger RNA, 2698 nt
Organism: Daktulosphaira vitifoliae (grape phylloxera)
Lineage: Eukaryota; Metazoa; Arthropoda; Insecta; Hemiptera; Phylloxeridae
Product: maltase 2-like
Exons: 12
Coding region: 88-1821 (577 amino acids)
Biological process (GO): carbohydrate metabolic process
Source: RefSeq, a predicted model, not a curated record